Messenger RNA from Panicum virgatum (switchgrass), 846 nucleotides. RefSeq lists its product as uncharacterized. Gene Ontology annotation, molecular function: DNA binding. The record is from RefSeq and is a predicted model, not a curated record. The coding region runs from base 1 to 846 and encodes 281 amino acids. The transcript has 2 exons. NCBI's taxonomy places the organism in Eukaryota, Viridiplantae, Streptophyta, Magnoliopsida, Poales, Poaceae.
AUGGACCCCAAGUUCAAUGGUGAGUGGAGUGCCUCCGAGAUCAGGAUGGCAAAAUCACUCAUUGCUAGUCACAAUGCCAGCAACAACUCUGCUAAUGACAUGAACAAGAAACACAAUAAUAUUGUGAAUCAACUCCAGGCAUGGUUUCCCUCGAAGGAGAGGCAUCAGGUAGUUAAAUUAUAUGUUGAGCUUGUGGUGGAGAUGAUGAGGCAGCCGGGACAGAGUGGAAACCAAUCUAUGGUGGCAAACAACCUCGUGAACCACAACUAUGGAAUUCCGGUGGAGGAUCCAACCAUGAACAACAUGAAUAUGCCGCUUGCCUCACUAACAGGUAAGAAAUCAGAGGCCACGAGGGUGGUGGAGGAAGCGCCUCAGAGGCAGUUCCUCUGUGGUUUGUGUGUGUAUGGGCGUGGUGAUUGGAAAAACAUCUCCAGGCACUUCGUCACCACUAGGACACCGGUGCAGGUCUCCAGCCAUGCACAAAAGUACUUUCGUAGGCUGGAGCGUACCAACGAGAAACAACGUCACAGUAUUAAUGAUAUUGGCCUUUAUGAUGAACCUCGGGCCCUGAACAACAACUCUUCCGGCUGGAAGCCACUCACCUUUUCUGGUGUGAAUAAUCCAAAUGGCUAUGGAUCCAUCAGCAGCAAGCUUCCCACCAUGAACAACCUUGGACACACUUGGUCAUCACCCUUCCUGUAUAGUGACGGCCAGGCAAGCAGCAGCCAGGCAACUACUUGGACCGGCCAACAGCUGGGGGCUAGUUCUUCUACAGCUCUAGCACCAGAGGGGGCUGGAAAUCAGAUGGCCUGGACUGGUGAUCAGCAGGGAUAUUUUUAUUCCUGA